ACAAAAUGGCCGCCGAAGACUUGACUGUAUUUCUGCAUCCACACAUCCGAUUUUAUUGACUGUUUGGUCCCUUUGUGGUCACCCAAGUGUUCAAUAUUUGCAAUAAAUCAAGAGAAUAAUCUUUGAUCUUAAGUUUGACCUCUUUUAUCGAUUGCCAUAUUAUAUCAGCGAAAUGUGACAAGGACCUCAAGUCGCUGUCUACGAGAGUCUCAUUCAUAAUUAUUUCAUUGUUGAUGUUAUGAUUCCUGUGUAGUCUGAAUUUGUAGGCUACCUAGUUUCAGACCACCACAUUUUGAUUGAUUGGACGAAGAAAACGACUUGUGAUCUUAAGUGAAGUACAGUAGGAAGCCACCUAUUUUUCCGCAUCUUUGUCAAAGUUGAGGAAAAUAUGGCGGAUGGUUUAAAAAGUGAACCAGUGAAUCGGAAUGUCUUGACAAGUGCAAGUUGGAGGAUGGAGGAGUCGGCAUUUACGCCAGGAGAUAAAAAUAAAAGUGAUGAUAAAUGUACGGUGAAAGAACAAAUGUGUGCUAAUUCUUCGUGUGCUCCUGUUGGGGAAAAUUUGAAGCCAGAUUUUGUAAAAGGUGGUCCAAGUUCUGGAUCUGCGUGCAGUAACGGAAGUGUCGAACCUGACUUUGGAGGUCUGGAUUAUACUAAUGUUUCAAAAAAAGACUAUGGAUCUAACUCAGAGUUUGGUUUUGAAGAAGAAAGAGAUGCUUAUGUUGAUAAUAAAAGCUCUUUAGGAAAAGAAAAGCAUAGUUCUCUAUUACCUCACAGUGGAAACAAAAGUGUGAGACGUUCCAACAAGUCCAUUGAGGCUGUGCUAAAAGAUAAAUAUGUUUCUCUAUUUCCCGAGGAUGAAGAUACGAUAGUACAGGAAGGAGAUCAGGCAAAUUCUGAUAAAGCAAAGUCUGAAACAUCGUUUCAAGAUGUGACGAGUUUGUUUGGUGAGAAGAGUUCAAGGCCAGACACUGAAGUCGCCGGAGCCAGCAAUUCGAAGUCAACUUUCCGUGCCACUCUUUCACUCCAGUCCUGGGAACAAACUGAUGGUGUAUCGCUCCCCGUCAAGGACACAGCGACAGAGUACAGCUCAGAAGAUGACAGUUUUCCUUUCAAGAGCUCUCUAGAAGGCGUACUGUCUGGGCAUUUGUCGCCGCUGGCCUCCAGUUACUCGGCAGGAAGGAAACGACGCCAUGCAGACGAUAGUUCAAGCGGAAUUUUUCCACAAGAUACAGAAAUCAAACAACAGAAAGUUGACGUGGAUGGAGGUUCUGGGGAGCCAGCUGAUGUGUUACCAGCUGACGAUGUGUUACCAGCCAGCGACAUAGACCAAGAUUCCCACCACAGCGGAGCCGAUGAUUGUCGCUAUAAACGUUGUAAGGGAAAUUCGGCAAAAAUUUCUGCUGUGAAGUCGAACAGGUUACGUAAUAUUAUAGGAAAGCUGAAGGGAAUGAGCAGCAAGCGGGCGGCCGUUGCUAGUGAGGUCGAGGAGGAUAAAGAACAGGCAAGUGGACAGGAAAAGCUCAAGAGUAACGACGGCUCGGUGAAAAAGUCGCGCAAACGCAGCAACAGCAGCAAGCAGUGUCCGGGAGAAAGUGCAGGUUUGGAUAAUCCACCAAUCAUUGGUGGCGGUUCUUUGGCGAAAGGUUGGAACGAGGUCCCCACUGUCAGUUCUGUAAGUUCGGCGGAGUCCGUUAACGAGGAUGACAGGUCACAGGAAGUGGAGGAAGACUCGUCGCGGGAAGGAAAGGACGAGGGUAUUGCUGAUGGUGUCCCGGACGGGGGCGAGUUCGUGAGUAGCUUGAUAAAUGACACGGUGGACAACGCACAAAAUCGCGAGUUGUACGGCGCGUACUUCCUCCUGUACCGAUCGGCUCUGCUGCGCCACGAGAGGAGCCAAGCUGGCGAGGAGAAGCCCCACGGCUGCGACGUGUGUGGUGCCAGUUUUACCAUGAAGAGCUCCCUACAGAGACACAAGCGAACCCACACGGGGGAAAAACCGUACACGUGCGAGGUGUGCGGCCUGACCUUCUCGCUGACGGGCUCCUUGCAGAGACACAAGCGAACACACACGGGGGAAAAGCCGUACAAAUGUGAGGUUUGUGGCGUGGCUUUUGCUCGCAGUAGUUCUCUACAGGACCACAAGCGAACGCACACUGGAGAAAAACCUUACAAGUGUGAGAUUUGCUACGUGGGGUUUGCGCGGAGCAGUCACUUACAAGCCCACAGCAGAACUCACACAGGGGAGAAACCCUACAAGUGUGAGGUGUGCGGCGUGGGCUUUGCUCGAAACAGUCAUCUGCAGACGCACUACAAGACGCACACAGGACAAAAACGGUACAAGUGCGAGGCUUGCGGUGUAGGGUUUGCCCGGUUUAGUCACCUACAGACGCACAACAUGACGCAUAACGCAUUGCAUGCAGGGAGGAAUAUGAGGUUUGAGGCGGAGGGGGGAGAGGAUCAGUGAGGAGACGAUCAGUGCUAUGUGCAAUACUUUGGGUGGGGGGGGGGAGG
Molecule: messenger RNA, 2511 nt
Organism: Aplysia californica (California sea hare)
Lineage: Eukaryota; Metazoa; Mollusca; Gastropoda; Aplysiida; Aplysiidae
Product: zinc finger and SCAN domain-containing protein 2
Exons: 2
Coding region: 389-2464 (691 amino acids)
Cellular component (GO): nucleus
Source: RefSeq, a predicted model, not a curated record